UGCAAACUCUCUGUGUGUCUGUCUGUCCAACAAGAGUUUGAGGUCGAGGAAAACCACUGCGACAAUGGCGAGCCGGAGGAAGCCGCAGAGCCUCAACGACAGCCACUAUCGCCUCCUCCAGGACCUCACCAAUCCCCGCCCUUCCAAGCCAUCGUCGUCCUCCGCCGACGGGAACCGCCCUCCUUCGCCUCCCGCUUUUCAUCUGGAGGUGGAAGAGCCAUUAUCAUCCGUCUCUGAAGACGAUCGCGGAUCGAUGGUAUUCGGUGCAGAGGUGGAAGAGCCAUUGUCCAACGUUGAAGACGAUCGCGAUCUCCGCGACGAUCAGGCCAUUCCUCAGUUCUCGGCAAUUACCGAAUUCGACUCCCCUCUGGAAGAAGAGAUCACGAGGAAGGUCAACACGGAGGGAAAAUGCAUUCAAAAAGUUUCAACUCAAGACUUGAAUGAUUCUGACACUAGUGAAGCUGCCUCUUUCGUCAGUGUGACGGAGAAAGAUAAGCCAGCAAAGAUUAGAAUUGAAGGGAGGCGUCGCCUCUGCAAACUUUCAUCACGUGAUAGUGGAGAAGAAAACAUUGCGACGGAGGUCAACAUGGAGGGACAAGGCCUUUGCGAAGUUUCAUCUCGAAACUAUGAUGAUUCUGAAACUGGUGAAGUACCCCAUGAACCCGAGUUCAUUGGUGUGACAGAGAAGGAUAAACCAGCAAAGAUCAAAAUUGAGGGGAGGCGUCGCCUCUGCAAACUUUCCUCCCAGGAUAGUACAGAUGCAGAUAAUAGAUCCUCUCACAAAGAGCCAAAGCUCUCUGACAUUACUGAUUUCGAUUCCCCACUGCCACCCAAAACUUGUGGGGAAAUUGGAAAUGAUAUCAGGGAUAUUCUUAACGACUUAACCUCCAGGCUUGAGCUGCUGUCAGUUGAGAAGAAGCGUGUUCCCAAACAGAAUGAGACCACCCAGGAUCAUUCUCCCGUAGUUAAAGGUCAGACAGUUUUUGAAGGGAAUAAAAACGAUGUGCCGGAGUAUGUGAGUGCUGGAUCCUCAUUUUCAAUUGCAUCCGAAAACUCAUUUAGUGAGUGCAUGGAUUAUGGUGACAGCAAUGUGAUUGAUGUUUCGGAUGACUCUGUCGAUGAUGUACUUGUGGAUGAUAAAAAGGAUUUCAUCUUGACUGGCCUGAAAUUCAACUACAAAUUACCUGGCAAAAUUGCGAAGAUGUUGUAUACACAUCAAGUUGAUGGUUUAAAGUGGCUCUGGUCCCUGCAUUGUAAAGGAAAGGGUGGCAUUUUGGGUGACGACAUGGGUUUGGGUAAAACAAUGCAGAUUUGUGGAUUCUUAGCUGGGUUGUUCCAUUCCCGUUUGAUAAGCAGGGCACUUGUUGUGGCGCCAAAGACUUUGCUUUCUCACUGGUUGAAAGAACUAUCAGCUGUAGGACUCUCUGAAAAGACAAGAGAAUACUAUGGGACUUGUCCAAAGGCUCGUCAAUAUGAACUGCAAUAUGUGCUUCAGGACAAAGGUAUUCUUUUAACAACUUAUGAUAUAGUGCGGAACAAUUCGAAAUCGUUGCGGGGCGAUUAUUACUUUAAGGAUGAGUUGGAUGAGGACAGCAUCACAUGGGAUUAUAUGAUUCUCGAUGAGGGGCAUCUCAUAAAAAAUCCAAGUACGCAGAGAGCAAAAAGUUUACUUGAGAUACCAGCUGCUCAUCGCAUUGUCGUUAGUGGCACACCAAUUCAGAACAAUCUAAGGGAACUAUGGGCGCUAUUUCACUUCUGCUGUCCUGAACUACUGGGUGAUAACAAAGUCUUUAAAGAGAAAUAUGAGAAUCCCAUACUUCGUGGAAAUGAAAAAAAAGCUUCAGAGAGAGAAAAGCGCAUUGGUUCUGCAGUUGCAAAGGAGCUGAGGGAACGCAUUCAACCUUAUUUCUUGCGACGCCUUAAGAAUGAAGUAUUUCGGGAAGACGACGGAGAAGUUGCCAAAUUGUCGAAGAAGAGUGAACUAAUUGUGUGGUUAAGAUUGACAAAUUGUCAGCGACGACUCUAUGAAGCCUUUCUGAACAGUGAGAUGGUUCUUUCUUCCUUCGACAACUCACCACUUGCUGCAUUGACGAUUUUGAAGAAGAUAUGUGAUCAUCCACUCUUGUUAACAAAGAGAGCUGCUGAAGAUGUUCUUGAAGGGAUGGAUUCAAUGGUUAAUCCUGAAGAUGUUGGUAUGGCAGAGAAAUUGGCGAUGCAUAUAGCUGAUAUUGGUGAGAGAGAUGAAUUUCAGGAGACAAGUGACAUAAUAUCAUGCAAAAUAUCUUUCACGAUGUCAUUAUUGGACAAUUUAAUUCCAGAUGGCCACAAUGUGCUUAUCUUUUCUCAGACUCGCAAGAUGCUCGAUCUUAUCCAGGAUUCCUUACUGUCCCGUGGCUAUGAGUAUUUACGCAUUGAUGGUACCACAAAAGCUAGCGACAGGAUCAAGAUAGUAAAUGAUUUCCAAGAAGGCAUUGGAGCGCCUAUAUUUCUCUUGACAUCUCAAGUUGGUGGUCUAGGCCUCACCCUUACAAAAGCAGACCGUGUGAUUGUUGUCGAUCCAGCAUGGAAUCCAAGUACGGAUAACCAAAGUGUUGAUCGCGCCUAUCGAAUUGGACAGAUGAAGGAUGUCAUUGUGUAUAGGUUGAUGACAUGUGGAACUAUUGAGGAGAAGAUAUACAGAAAGCAGAUAUUCAAGGGAGGAUUGUUCAAAACAGCAACUGAGCACAAAGAGCAAAUUCGCUACUUUAGCGAGCGGGAUCUGAAGGAGAUUUUCAGCCUUCCGAUACAGGGGUUCGACAUUUCUCCAACUCAGCAGCAGUUGUAUGAGGAGCAUGAUCACCAAGUCAAGAUGGAUGAGUCUUUAAGGAACCACACAGAGUUCCUCAAGACUUUGGGCAUAGCUGGUAUUAGUCACCACAGUUUACUCUACUCGAAGACGGCACCGGUGCAAGUUGUAGAUGAAGAAAUGGAAGUGAGAUGGUACUUUACCAAGACCAAGGCUACUGCUUUUGUAGGUAAUUCAUCAUCAGGUGCUUCAUUGGAACGUAAUGUUGAUGGGGCUGCAUAUGCUUUCAAACCGAAGGAUGUCCCACUGAACAAGAAAAACCAUAGCCCAGGUAGUUCUGGUAAACAGACAGAAUCAGAUAUCAAAGAACGUAUCAAUCGGUUGUCACGCAUGCUUCUUGAUAAGGUUACAAUCUCAAGAUUACCCGAUAAGGGAGCGAAGAUUGAGAGGCAACUUGCGGAAUUGAAUCUGGAUCUUGAGAAGAUCAGAAAGGCAGAAAGAACUGAAAAGGAGGUAAUCAAUUUAGAUGAUAUAAGUGGGGAUUUUCAGAAAUUUUUGAAUGUCUAGCUUGGACAAAUGAGGCGUGAGGUUGAACUCUAUAGUGAGGACAACAGAUUUUCGUGUUACAAAGCGUUAGAUUUUGUCAUCCGAUUGGAAGGAACGAAACUUGCCAUGGACAAUGUCCAUAAAUCAUAUGUCAAUCACAACUAUUAAUUUUUGUGAAA
This is a messenger RNA of Syzygium oleosum, 3510 nucleotides long. RefSeq names its product protein CHROMATIN REMODELING 24. Gene Ontology annotation, molecular function: ATP binding; ATP-dependent chromatin remodeler activity; DNA translocase activity. Lineage: Eukaryota; Viridiplantae; Streptophyta; Magnoliopsida; Myrtales; Myrtaceae. The record is from RefSeq and is a predicted model, not a curated record. The transcript has 22 exons. Bases 65 to 3352 code for a protein of 1095 amino acids.